AGCAAAAUAAGAAAAGCAACGCCUCAACUCACCCGCACUAAAUCCCAUUUACAAUCAAAAACUGACUUUUAAAUCACGCAUUUGCGUUUGCAUUACCAUUUUCCUUUUCAUUUCGAUUUCUUGUUGAUCAAAGCAAGCGGAGAAAGAGAGAGAGAGAGAGAGAGAGAAAGCGGAGGAAAAAUCUGGUGACAAAAUGGGGGUGCCUCAAGCAAUGGAGGCGCUGACAGAGAGAGCAGCGUUCGUGAGGGAGUCGCUGCACAAAAGCCAGACCAUCACCGACAGCAUGGUCGCCAUUCUCGGUUCUUUCGAUCACCGUCUCUCCGCGCUCGAGACCGCCAUGCGUCCCACUCAGAUAAGAACGCAUUCCAUUAGGAGGGCGCAUGAGAAUAUUGAUAAGACAUUGAAGGCAGCGGAUGUUAUAUUAGCGCAAUUUGACCUUGCAAGAAAGGCAGAAGCUAAAAUACUGAGAGGGCCGCAUGAGGAUCUAGAAAGUUACCUAGAAGCCAUUGAUCAACUGAGACGCAAUGUUAACUUUUUCACCAACAACAAAAUUUUUAAGAGUUGUGAUGGGGUUCUUAAUCAUGCCAAUAACUUGCUUGCAAAAGCAAUUUCAAAGCUAGAAGAUGAGUUCAGACAGAUACUGACAAAUUACAGCAAGCCUGUGGAACCUGAUCGACUUUUUGAUUGCCUUCCCAACUCUUUGCGGCCAUCAUCAGAACCACCAGGGCAUCAAGGUGAUCCUGUUAGCAAACCUCAUUCUGAGCACCAUCAUAAGAGGUUAGAAAAUGCUGUUUUUACUCUUCCAACCCUCAUCCCGCCCAGGGUUUUGCCAUUGCUGCAUGAUUUAGCACAACAAAUGGUCCAAGCUGGGCAUCAGCAACAACUGUUUAGAAUUUACAGGGACACUCGUGCUUCAGUUUUGGAACAGAGUCUUCGGAAAUUAGGUGUGGAGAGACUUAGUAAAGAUGAUGUUCAGAAAAUGCAGUGGGAGGUUUUAGAGGCUAAGAUUGGGAACUGGAUACAUUUUGUGCGGAUAGCUGUCAAGCUGCUGUUGUCAGCGGAAAAGAAGAUAUGUGAUCAAGUACUUGAAGGUGUUGAUUCACUGAGAGAUCAAUGUUUUGCUGAAGUCACUGCGAACAGUAUGGCUGUGCUCCUUAGUUUUGGAGAGGCUAUUGCGAAAAGCAAGAGAUCACCUGAAAAAUUAUUUGUUCUCUUAGACAUGUAUGAAAUAAUGAGAGAAAUUCAGCCAGAGGUUGAAACUAUUUUCGGAAGUAAAGCUUGUGUUGAAAUGCGGGAAUCUGCUGUGAGUUUGACGAAGCGACUAGCCCAGACAGCUCAAGAGACCUUUGUGGAUUUCGAAGAAGCAGUUGAAAAAGAUGUUACAAAAACUGCUGUUCAGGACGGAACUGUACAUCCUUUGACUAGCUAUGUGAUUAACUAUGUUAAAUUUUUAUUUGACUACCAAUCAACAUUGAAACUACUUUUCCAAGAGUUUGACGAGACUGAUCCAGAUGCUCUUUUAGCAUCUAUAACUACAAGAAUUAUGCAGGCUCUACAGACUAAUCUGGAUGGAAAAUCCAAGCAGUACAGAGAUCCUGCACUGACUCAAUUGUUUCUUAUGAACAACAUCCACUAUAUAGUGAGAUCCGUCCGAAGGUCAGAAGCAAAGGAUAUGUUGGGGGAUGACUGGGUUCAAAUUCACCGAAGAAUUGUUCAGCAGCAUGCAAAUCAGUAUAAGAGAGUUUCUUGGGCAAAGAUUCUGCAAUGUCUUACAGUUCAGGGAGCUUCAUCGGGCGGUGGAGGUGGCAUUGACACCAGUAGUGUUUCAAGAGCAAUGAUAAAAGAUAGGUUUAAGACUUUCAAUUUCCAAUUUGAAGAGAUUUAUUCAAGGCAAGCGCAGUGGACAGUCCCUGAUAGUGAAUUGCGGGAGUCCUUGAGGCUAGCUGUUGCUGAAGUCCUAUUACCUGCCUAUAGAUCUUUCAUUAAACGUUUUGGGCCGAUGAUUGAAAGUGGAAAAAACCCGCAGAAGUAUAUAAGAUAUACCCCUGAGGAUCUUGAGCGCAUGCUGAAUGAAUUCUUUGAAGGUAAAACGUGGAACGAACAAAAGCGAUAAGUAUCUGCAACAAUGUGCAUUAAUUGUUUUAUUUGAAUUGUUUAGAUGUUAAUUGGGAUUUUUUAUUUUCAUUGUACAAUUAUGGGGGUAAAUAAUAGGCUGGUUGAAUUUCUUCCUUUUGCUUUUAAUUAGGCCCAAAAUGAAGCUGUAUACAUUCCCUCUU
This is a messenger RNA of Carica papaya (papaya), 2276 nucleotides long. RefSeq names its product exocyst complex component EXO70A1. Lineage: Eukaryota; Viridiplantae; Streptophyta; Magnoliopsida; Brassicales; Caricaceae. Gene Ontology annotation, biological process: exocytosis. The record is from RefSeq and is a predicted model, not a curated record. Gene Ontology annotation, molecular function: phosphatidylinositol-4,5-bisphosphate binding. Gene Ontology annotation, cellular component: exocyst.